Molecule: messenger RNA, 1038 nt
Organism: Orbicella faveolata
Lineage: Eukaryota; Metazoa; Cnidaria; Anthozoa; Scleractinia; Merulinidae
Product: major facilitator superfamily domain-containing protein 6-like
Source: RefSeq, a predicted model, not a curated record
AUGGGUUUUGUUGGGUGCACUAAGGCUUUGUCUUACAGAGUAACAUAUUCUCUUUCAUCAUUUGUAGGCAACAAACCGGAAGACUACGGCAAGCAGCGUUUGUGGGGAGCUUUUGGCUGGGGACUGGCCGCCUUCAUCGUGGGAUCAAGCUUAAGUACAAUUGAAGAGAUCAGCAACUGCAACAAUCCUUUGAGCGUAGACUACUUGCCUUGCUUUUACGCAUUUGCCUGUCUCAUGGGUGUGGCUCUCUUAAUUGGAGCCUUGUUUGAGUUUGACAAGAAAGAAUCACUCGAAACGAACAUUUGGCAAGGACUUGCAGUGCUCUUUGACUGUCGAUACAUGUACUUUAUCAUCACGAUCCUUUUCUGCGGAAGUGCAUUGGGCUUUAUAGAGACAUUCCUAUUUUGGCAUUUGCAAGAUUUAGGCGGUACGCAGUUCUUGUUUAGUACAAUCACAGCUAUACACUGUAUUUCUGAAGUGGUAGUUUACUGUUGCUCUGGUAUGUUCAUCAAAUGGCUGGGCCAUCAUCAAGUUCUAUACGUUGGACUUUCUUGUUACAUCAUUCGAUUCUUCGGUUAUGCCUUUAUAAGUAACAGUUGGGUGGUCCUACCUUUUGAAAUCCUUCAUGGCUUGUCAACGGCAGCUGUAUGGUCAGCGGCUGUCGUCUUUGUAGGACUCAUUCCUGAGGCGCCGGCAACCAUGCAGGGCAUUCUGGGCGGAGUGCACUGGGGUCUUGGAAAUGGCGGUGGAGGGGUGGUUGGAGGACUAUUAAUCACUUAUGCCGGGGCAACGAAUUCUUUCCUUAUAUUUGGCAUUAUCAGUCUUGUGGAUUUGAGUUUGUUUAUUUCUUUAAACAACAUGGAAUUUUUCAGCUGUUUUGAAUGGUCCAAGGGGAUUGGCACACGGACUCAGUAUGCUUUACAGGAAGAUAAGGCAGCAGAAAACGAGGAAUUAGAAACGGAUUACGAUGACCUUUACUGAACACAUUAAGAUCAUAUUACGAACUCACAAAGUGACCAGCUCCCAGUUGGCUUAAUA